Amphibalanus amphitrite is the source of this 3233-nucleotide messenger RNA. Its product is annotated as flocculation protein FLO11-like. The transcript is spliced from 5 exons. The record is from RefSeq and is a predicted model, not a curated record. The coding region runs from base 180 to 3233 and encodes 1017 amino acids. NCBI's taxonomy places the organism in Eukaryota, Metazoa, Arthropoda, Thecostraca, Balanomorpha, Balanidae.
GUGGCUGCACGUGCCGCACAGUGAUCAGAGCGACCGUCCGUGAUCGGCAGUGACUGGUGGGUCACAUUAGGGGACAGCGCUGCGCGGAGCGGCCCUACACACGGAGCGCCGCGUAGUGAGGCGUCUCAGCUGCGCUCGCUGGGGACCGCGUUCAGACCGGACCACGCAGCAGCGCCGAAAUGGCCAGGGGCGUGCCCGAGUCGGUGUCUGGUCUGGUCUGGAUCGGUUUCCUGAUGUCAGUCGCGGUCGUCACAGCGCAGGUCAACGUCCAGUUUGACGGGGAGAUGCUGGCUCAGGAGUCCUCGCGGAGCACGCGGCAGAGCUGGCCGCCCUGGAGGAGGAGGUCGCCGGCAGACAGACCGGAGAGCAGCAGUUCUCGGCCCCUGUAUCUGGCCGACCCCCGGCCGAGCGGGCAGCGUCGCCGGAUACCGCCGCCACCCGUGCUCUCACACCUAACGGCACCGCACGCCGGCCGCCUGCCCAGCCUGCGCUUCUCGCCGUCCCGCGAGCGCCAGCAGUACCAGUGGUACCCUCGGCCGCCACCAGGGGCGCUGCCGUCGUCCAGCGCACCAGCAGAAGCGCCCGAUGUCCAGAACUGGAGGGGACCCGACCGAUCAGCGUCAGAGAGGUCGCAGCCCGGAGGUAUUCGUCGCGCCGACGGACCGGCAGGGCUCCAGCACCAGCAGGCGUUCCCUCCAGAGAGACCGGCGGCCGGCUCACAGCUAGGUACAGACUUACGGAUGCGGCCGGCUCCGAGCCCAACCAGACGACAGGAGCCGCAGAGCGGGUCGGCGGUCGGUGCGUCAGACAACCGCUCAGGACCCCGGCCAACACCGUGGUUUGAUGACCAACCGGCCACCGAGCGACCGAGGCAGGCCUCUGCCGCUCCGCCCACCGAGCCAGCGCGGCGGCCCUGGCGGCCAAGGACGGACGAACACCGGCCGGGGCAGCGUGACACACCCAGUCACACGGCGACAAACCCUGGCGAGCGGCGUAGCGAUCAGCCGGACGGGUGGGGCCUGCGGCCGUCCGCCCACUACGCUCAGCUGGCACUGGGUGCAGCAGCUGCCAGCCAGGCGGCAGCCGCGCUGGGGGCGACGGAACGAGAGGAUGCAGCGGGACCCGAAACCCCCACCGAAUACGGCCAAAAGACCACUCAGUAUGACGACGGCGAGCGGUACGACGCCGGGCCAGGCGCAUCGGAGGGUAUGCGUACCACGCCGGAGACUGCAGAAACCGCCAGUCCGCCGGCGGUGAACGUCGUCGAGCGCACCCGUCUGCCCGCCAGGGAAACUUGGGGAUCAGCAGGUGUUCCAGCGACCUACGAGCCCCACUCGCCUGUCCAUGUAGCUGCUGAGCUGGCGGCGCUCUCAGCUCUGCUGACUGAGUCAGGGAACGGCCUGGGCGCACAAGAGGACGACCUGAAAACACUUCCUGUCGUCCACAGGCGGCACAGAUACGAAUCCCAGGUGAGCCGCGCACCGCUGAGUUCCAAGGAUGUCAUAAGGGUUCCGCUGGGUCGACCCUUCGGAGGUCGCGAGGACGAGUCGGCUACGGACUCUGCAAGCACAGAAUCUACGGGUCCAGAGAUGAUUGGCACAGUCUCUGACAGUGACUCCACUACAGACUCUGUCGGUGUCACGGAAGCUAACACAGCGCAACAAGCCGUAGAAGGUGACGUCGGUCAGGUAAACGCAGAGAAAGAAGAGCUGUCUGAUGAAAGACUCGCAGAGCUUAACAAGAUCGUAUGGCCUACCAUCGAGAGCGCAGACGAAGACUCUCUCCAAUACGAUGAUGCAUAUUACGACUACUACGACUAUGAGACUGAUGAUCUAAGCAAUGUGGACGUACCCCUCGCCUUCCCGGCGACUUCUAAAUCACCAUUAGCUUCAGAGGCUCAUGGUGAAGAAGACAUCAUUGAUAAUCUUAGCGAGACUACGUCUGGUAUCGUGAUCAACAACGCAGAGUUCAUGGAGCUCCGGCCAGCAGCGGUAACCAGAAGGCCGGUGAAGAUGGCCACUGCCGCAACGACGGAGCCGGAGGACACAGUCUCUGCUGGGGUCACAGAACAAGAAACCAUCACCCCUUCUAGCAGUACAGAGCGGGAGGAUGUCGUCUCUACUGCCAUCACGGAGCAUGAGGAAGCUGCAUACCCUGAGAGGAUGGAGUCUGAUGAUUAUAGCACUACUAAAGCGACAGAGUUGGAGGACGCGCUCUCACGCAGAGGGCUGCAAAAACCGGGCCGCAGGAGAGGUGCAGAGUCCAGGCGAAUCGACCAGCCCCACGACACUCAAUCAAGAAAAACGACAUCCGGCCAGAAGAUGGCUGGAUCGGAAAGACAAGCCAAUGUCUUUGAGGAGAGUAUACCUGGCUCCAAAAGAAAGGUGGAGGAGAUGUACUUCGAAACAAGUCACGACAAAGAUGAUGAGUAUAUUGGCGUCACUAGCUCGCACAGUACUGACGUCGUUGAGGCUGUGCCUGCGGUGACGGAAGCUAGCACAGAAGCCUCUUCUUCACACGAGAAGAAUGGUUACUGGAACGACAAGCCGUCACCGUACGGAGACCCGGAUGAGCCGAUGACACUGUCUGUGCCACUGGGAGAGGAUGACGAUGACCAACAGCGCGACACUCAGCCGGGCAUCCGACUUCUCUCGCCGGCACCGGCCAUCUACGGCCGCCCGGUCACCCUACUGCCACCGGCGCCAAUCGGCGACCCUCCGCGUCGGCUGGACACACCACCACUAUCCGACCACAAACCUCAGCCAGCACUGCCCACCGUGCUGCCGCACGACGAGCUCUUCGAGCGGAUCAACCAGGAGACAGAGGCCAUGUGGGCGGCGGCCGGCGGUGGUGGCGGAGAGGGCCAGCACCAGGUGGACUCGACUGUCUUCGACAUCGAGCUGUCUCCGCCGAGCGGCGGCAUCAGUCCGGCCGUGCGGCACGCCGUGAUCGCCAGCGGCGCGGUCGGCGGCUGCGCCCUCCUCAUCUUCGUAGGGCUGAUGGCGUUCUGCAGGUGGCGUCAACGUCGUGACGAGCGCGCACUCGGCCCGUGUCCGGCUGCGGACAGUGAGCGCAGCAGCAGCCCCCUCGAUCCCAGCCGCAUCAACGUCAACAACUACGCCAACGCAUACCGGACGAAGACCACCGGUUUCUGGGGCUCCCUAAGGAAGUCGUUCAACCAGCGCUACGCAGCGGCGUAUUCAGACACUCCGUACGGGGGUGUCACCACUUGA